Molecule: messenger RNA, 525 nt
Organism: Limulus polyphemus (Atlantic horseshoe crab)
Lineage: Eukaryota; Metazoa; Arthropoda; Merostomata; Xiphosura; Limulidae
Gene: COX6B
Product: cytochrome c oxidase subunit 6B1-like
Exons: 4
Coding region: 65-316 (83 amino acids)
Cellular component (GO): respiratory chain complex IV; mitochondrion
Source: RefSeq, a predicted model, not a curated record
UGUUAAUCCUUAAAAUGUGUAAUUGGUCACUACAUUAAUACUGUGGUACUGUAACUAGUAGGUUAUGUCUACGUCCAUCAUGUCUAACGUUGAAGCUUUAUCCACAGCUCCUUUUGAUGCCCGCUUUCCAAAUCAAAACCAAACCAGGAACUGUUGGCAGAAUUUUGUGGAUUUUUACCGAUGUCGCAAGGUGAAGGGAGACGAUUAUGAACCUUGCAAUUACUUCAAGAAGGUCUACCAGUCUCUUUGUCCUAACAGUUGGGUGGAAAAGUGGCAAGAACAGAUAGAGGAGGGGAAAUUUGCAGGAAAGAUUUGAAGUAUAUUUUAGCAAAAGUUAAAAGAUCGUAGCUAAUCAAGAUACAGUGACACGAAUUCAGUUAAUACAUUAAUGGAAUUUCAUUAUAAUUUAUAGAAAAAUAGUUGGAGAGCUACAAUAUAAAAUAGAAAUUAAAAACAUAAAGAAUGUAACUGUAAGACAAAUUGUAAAAGAAAACUGUUCCUAAAAAUAAAGGUGUAUGAACACAA